Nymphaea colorata (pocket water lily) is the source of this 1287-nucleotide messenger RNA. Its product is annotated as serine/threonine-protein kinase Aurora-2-like. The record is from RefSeq and is a predicted model, not a curated record. The transcript is spliced from 9 exons. Lineage: Eukaryota; Viridiplantae; Streptophyta; Magnoliopsida; Nymphaeales; Nymphaeaceae. Gene Ontology annotation, biological process: protein phosphorylation; mitotic spindle organization; regulation of cytokinesis. Gene Ontology annotation, molecular function: protein kinase activity; ATP binding. The coding region runs from base 128 to 991 and encodes 287 amino acids. Gene Ontology annotation, cellular component: spindle microtubule; spindle pole centrosome; spindle midzone.
AAUUUCAAAAAACUGCCUGGCGGCGUCCUAAUGGGCGUUGCAGCUCUCUCUCUCUCUCUCGCUGUAGACUUGGUGACCCCAUUUUCUGUUCUGCUAGUUGCUUUGGCGCUCUCGUCAUCUCCUCCUAAUGGCAAGUCACAAAGGCAAUGUACCAGAUCCAAGGAGCAAGCAAGCUGUGAAACCGUGGUGCCUUCAGGAUUUUGAGAUCGGGAAACCCCUCGGUAGAGGGAAAUUCGGCAAUGUCUAUCUCGCCAGAGAGCGGAAGAGCAAAUAUGUUGUUGCGCUCAAGGUUAUCUUCAAGGCACAGCUUCGGAAACACCAGCUCGAACACCAAUUAAGACGAGAGAUUGAGAUACAGAGCCUUCUUCGCCACCCGAAUAUUCUGCGGUUGUUUGGGUAUUUCCACGACGAGGAACGUAUAUUCUUGAUUCUUGAAUAUGCCGCUAGAGGUGAGCUUUACAAGGAGUUGCAGAGAGUACGAUACCUACCGGAGAAGCGGGCUGCCACUUACGUAUCAUGCCUUGCGCAAGCGUUGGCGUACUGCCAUGAGAAGCAUGUAACUCAUCGUGACAUCAAACCGGAAAACAUACUGGUUGACUUGCAGGGUCAGCUGAAAAUCGCUGAUUUUGGUUGGUCCGUUCACUCCAAAACAAAACGGCAAACCAUGUGCGGGACUCUGGAUUAUCUACCACCGGAAAUGGUGGAAAACAGAUUACAUGAUCACACUGUUGAUAAUUGGUGUUUGGGCAUACUCUGCUAUGAAUUCCUGUACGGUGUACCACCUUUCGAAGCUGAAAGCCAGUCGGAUACCUUCAGGAGGAUUCUGAGGGUUGAUCUUAGCUUCCCUUCCACCCCAGCAAUAUCUGCAGAAGCCAAGGACCUUAUCAGUCGCCUCUUGGUCAAGGACUCUUCAAAGCGGCUAUCACUACAAAAAAUUCUCGAGCACCCAUGGAUUGCUCAAAAUGCUGAUUCCACCAGCUCAUGCGCCUAGACAAGAAAGUAGAUGAAGUAUUUGCUAUGGGAGGUAUAUGGCCCGCAAGAAUUCUGAAGGCAGAUUGGCAGGUUUAAUUGCUAUUUGGCUUCUCCCCUUAUUGCAACAAGGAUUUCAGCUCUCUGAGUGCAACUACCCUCUGAAUUCAGAAGACGACUGCAAUUUGUAUCAGCCCUUCUGCUCAUUUGUCACCAAAGUGACCAAUUCCUGUAAAUCUCUGACCCGAAGAACAAUUUGAGACUCUCAUAUUCUCUGCUGCUCGUGAGAAUUGUUAUUGGAUGAGCUUCUCUAUGUCA